GCUACGGAAAGAGGGAGGAGACUGCCGCGGCGACAGCAGGGACUGGUGGAAUCCCGAUGUGGCUGAGGGGCCCCCACCGCCAGCAGGGAGGCGGAGGGCUAGCGAGCCAAGCGGUGGGGACGCCGCUGCCUUCCUCUUUGCCUGCCUUGCCGCCCUCCUAGACACGCUCCUCAUCUACGGAUCCUACCCUCCCAGCUCUUGCAAGCAUUCACUCGGCCGGUCGCCUGCUGACCCUCCUUCGCCACAGGCUCGUAGCGGAGGCAGCAGUGAGGUGUCCGAUUUGGGCACGUGAGGCCCGCGAUCCCCGGCGGUGGACGCCAGGCAGGGCAAGGCCAUUAGUGGGCGCCAGAAUGGAGAGGGGGAUGGGAAGGAAUCCAGCAGGAGACAUGGGGUGGAGGUGGGCGCCAGGCAAGGGUGGGGUGGGGGAGUGCGGUGGACGACAGGGAACGGGGGUAGGAACGGGAGCCAGACAAGGAUUUGAAGCAGGCAUGAAGACCCCCAACGCACAGGAAGCCGAAGGGCAACAAACCAGGGCAGCUGCAGGACGGGCCACUGGGUCUGCAAACAUGACAAAGAAAAAAGUCUCCCAAAAGAAGCAGAGAGGCAGACCUUCAUCCCAGCCCCGCAGGAACAUCGUGGGCUGCAGAAUUUCUCAUGGAUGGAAGGAAGGAGAUGAGCCCAUCACGCAGUGGAAAGGAACCGUUCUGGAUCAGGUGCCUAUAAAUCCCUCUCUUUAUCUGGUGAAAUAUGAUGGAAUUGACUGUGUCUAUGGACUGGAACUUCACAGAGAUGAAAGGGUUUUGUCUCUUAAAAUUCUUUCUGACAGGGUGGCAUCAUCUCACAUUAGUGAUGCCAACCUUGCAAAUACCAUAAUUGGCAAAGCAGUGGAACACAUGUUUGAGGGAGAGCAUGGUUCUAAGGAUGAAUGGAGGGGGAUGGUCUUAGCUCAAGCACCUAUCAUGAAAGCCUGGUUUUAUAUUACCUAUGAGAAAGAUCCUGUCUUGUACAUGUACCAGCUUCUAGAUGAUUAUAAGGAAGGUGACCUCCGCAUCAUGCCAGAAUCCGGUGAGUCUCCUCCAACAGAGAGGGAGCCAGGAGGAGUUGUAGAUGGCCUAAUAGGUAAGCAUGUGGAAUAUACCAAAGAAGAUGGCUCCAAAAGGAUCGGCAUGGUCAUUCACCAAGUGGAAGCCAAACCCUCUGUGUAUUUCAUCAAGUUUGAUGAUGAUUUCCAUAUCUAUGUCUACGAUUUGGUGAAAAAGUCCUAACUGUUAGGGUAAAAUUUGGCACAUGUGUGGAAACAAAUGUAUAAUUUGUAGACAUGCAAAAAAUGUUGCCUUUCAGUGUAUUGAAAGCUUAUGGAAUCCCUGAUAACUAAACAUCUUUGCCAGCAUUAACUGUUGUUUUGCUCUAAAAAAUACAAACUUGUGUGUACAUGA
Messenger RNA from Pan troglodytes (chimpanzee), 1436 nucleotides. Its product is annotated as spindlin-2. NCBI's taxonomy places the organism in Eukaryota, Metazoa, Chordata, Mammalia, Primates, Hominidae. The record is from RefSeq and is a predicted model, not a curated record. The transcript is spliced from 2 exons. Bases 351 to 1265 code for a protein of 304 amino acids. Gene Ontology annotation, biological process: gamete generation.